Molecule: messenger RNA, 4253 nt
Organism: Coregonus clupeaformis (lake whitefish)
Lineage: Eukaryota; Metazoa; Chordata; Actinopteri; Salmoniformes; Salmonidae
Product: desmocollin-2
Exons: 16
Coding region: 316-3027 (903 amino acids)
Biological process (GO): brain development; multicellular organism development; synapse assembly
Cellular component (GO): cytoplasm; postsynaptic specialization membrane; lamellipodium
Molecular function (GO): calcium ion binding; cadherin binding
Source: RefSeq, a predicted model, not a curated record
UGCUGUGAGCUAAUGGAAUAACCUAGGUAACGACAGGUUGUUUUCCCCACCGCGUGACUUCGAUCUAAUAGGUUAGUGAGUAAUUGCGGGCGUGGUAGCAUGCCUACAUUUCUACGGUGAUACUAGAACAUAAACGAAACAGUCAUUCCGCUAUCGGCAAUACCAGUCGCCAUAUGUACAAAAUUAGGGUACUGUAAUUGAUUGGUGUCAAGAAUAUCAACCAUCUUUAAUCCCACCCUUGACAGAACAAUUUUUAGGAAUUGCAUGUGGAAUCGUGUCUAGUCGAAUACAGUGUUUCGAAUUGCGGCAACAAAAAUGGCACCAAAUUUACCUGUACAUUUAUGCAUCUUUUUGGUCAUCUCAUGUGUGGACUCCUGCUUUAUCCCUGUCUCCAUACAAGCAACAGUACCUCAGACAGUACAAGUUGGACAUGUUAUUUCAAAAGUUGAUGUGGACCAAUGUGACACCAUCACAUUGCACUUUACAACUAGUGACCCCGACUUCACAGUACGACCUGAUGGCACUAUAGUAACCGUCGCCAUCACCAUGGUACCAGCCAAUGGCAGGACAUUCUCAGUGCAGUUUCAGGACCUCGAUGGUCAGAAGAGAGAAAUGGAUGUUUACCUUGUCCAGAACUCUAGAAAGGUAUUGAAAGAUGGCCUACUAAAGCGCUCCAAAAGACGUUGGAGUCCUCUGCCCUUCAACAUCAUAGAAAAUGACGCACCGCCAUUUCCAAAGGACGUUGAGCUGAUUGCAUCUGAUUCGUCGGCCACUCGCAGAGUGUACUACACCAUCAGUGGGCCUGGUGUGACAGAGGAGCCUGUGGGUGUGUUCAGUGUGGUGAUGGACACUGGGAUGUUGCAGGUCAACAAAGCUGUCGACCGCGAGAGAACCCCUCAGUUUGUAUUUCAAGCAAGAGUGUUUGACAGAUACACCAACCAGGAGACAGAUCUACCAUUACCCAUCACAGUGAAUGUAGUGGAUGUGAAUGACAAUGCGCCAACUUUCACUGGCCUAAUGCAGUUUCAUGUGCUGGAGCAAAGCAAAGCAGGGACGAUGGUGGGGAUGGUGAAUGCCACAGACAUAGACGAGCGUGGUACCGACCACACUAAGAUCAGGUACUCCCUCCUCUCUGGGACCGACCUGUUCUACAUCAACCCAGAGACAGGAGUCAUCAGCACCAAAACAGACACCCUCGACAGAGAGGUGAAUGAGAAAUAUGUUGUGACAGUGGAAAUCAAAGACAUGAAUGGAGCUCUGAAUGGUCUAGUCAGCACAGCCCCAGCCACCAUUGUGUUGGGGGAUAUCAACGACAACCCUCCCACAUUCACAAAGACAUCUUACGAUGUAAAAGUUAAAGAGAACCAAGUAGAGGGACUCCUCCUCAGAAUCCCCAUUGAAGAUAAGGACUUGGUGAAGACACCAAACUGGAACACUGAGUUUGUCAUCAAAAAGGGGAAUGAAAAGGGGAACUUCAGGAUCGAAAGAGACCCCAAAACAAAUGAAGGACUCAUUUAUCUAACAAAGCCUCUAGACUACGAGAAGACCAAGAACUUAAAGCUGGAGGUGUUGGCCCGUAACCAGGCUGAGCUGAGUGGGACCAAGGCCCAGUGGGUGUCCAUCCCUGUAGACAUCUCUGUAGUGGACGAAGACGAGGGACCAGAGUUCACCGCCCCCACCGUACUCUUCACUGUCCAGGAGAACACUCCUAAUGACACCCUGAUUGGGACCUACAUAGCCGUAGACCCAGAGACCAAGAGCAGUGCCGGCAUCAAGUAUUACAAGGUCUCGGACCCUGCUUCAUGGAUCAAGGUAGAUGAAAGCACCGGACAGCUGAAGAUCGCCAACACUAUCGACAGGGAGUCCCACUUUGUAACGAAUGGCGUGUACAACGUCAGUAUGAAAGCUAUUGAUGCCAGUCUCAAGACAGGUACAGGGACAGUGAUUAUUCAAGUGGAGGAUGUGAAUGACCACGUCCCAGACAUCCCCUUUAAAGACCUGGUGAUGUGUGAGAAGGAUGGGGGAGAGAUGGGCUCUGUGCUGGUGAUAGCAGAGGACAAGGACCAAGCUCCAUUCUCUGCCCCCUUCAGCUUUGAACUGGGAGAGGAGCAUGAUGGGAGAUGGGCUGUGAAGCGACUUAAUAACACUGCGGUGAUGUUGGAGCACACCAAGGAGCUUCCUACUGGUGUGUAUACUGUCCCCCUGAUGGUCAAGGACCUACAGGGAUUUGGAAAGACCCAGACUGUAACGGUCCGGAUCUGCCGCUGCAGGAACGGAGCAUGUUUGGCCUACCAGAACUCCACAUCGCUGGGUGUGUGGGCCAUCCUGGCCAUGCUGCUGGCACUGGGCCUGCUACUUCUACUCUGUAUCCUCUUUGCAUUCAUCUGUGUUACAAAUAAUGAGAAAAUGGAGCUGGAGGAUAUGGGCGACAGCGGCGGUAUCCUCCUGAAGUCUAACAUUGAGGCCCCAGGGGAUGCAGUGGAUUCAAAUCUCAUCAUCGUUCCUGCAUCUGGGAUCGAUCCAUCAGUGAAGGGAUCCAUGAUUGACGUAGGGUGGGUGGGAGCUAAGAACUCGGGUAUGAUUGGAGGAGGCCUGGGUGCUCAACAGAACCUGCUACAGCAGUCUGGCGGCGUCAUAUUGACCAAUAUGGAGAAUGGCUACCCUGGCCAAUACGAAGGCAGCCAAUACGGUGGACAAUAUGGCAGUGGACAAUGUGGUGGAGGUCAAUAUGGUGGUGGAAACAUGACUUUUGACAACACCCGUUUCAUGAAAUUCAACAACUCUGCAGCCUGGCACUUCUGGCAAACCAACGGGCUGUUUUUACAACAGAAGUUGGCUUACCUAGGGACGGGGGAGGAGGGGCGAUAUGCCGAUGACAUCAUCCACACGUACGGCUUCGAGGGGGUGGGGUCUCCAGCCGGCUCGGUGGGCUGCUGCAGUGACCAAGGCAACCAGGAAAACCUGGACUUCCUAAACACACUGGGGCCAAAGUUCAAGACAUUAGCUGAGGUCUGUAACAAGAAAUGAACCAAGAGAAUGUAAGGCAAUAUGUUUUUUUUUACUGUAAGUGUACUAUUUUUCUGAUAAUUACCAAGAAUUUAAGGAAUCUAUAAAGAGGGUUGCCAUGCUAUCUUUCAGAGUAAUCACACUGAAUUGCUUUAACUGUUUGUUGGUUAGAGCCAUUUUGCACUGGAAAGUACUAUGUAUUUACUUGCACAGCUAAUUCUCCAGUGUUGAAUCAACUCUGAGAUUGUUAAAUGUAACACUUUUUCAGAGUCUAUACAGGUCCACGCUUUUCAGUGAAAUUAACAUUUUAUUAGAGCUGAUGCUGUUACUCGUUCUCAGUGUAAGGAAAUGAACACCUGGAGUGUUAAGGUAACUCGUAUUUGGGGUAUAGUGUAAAGCCUUAUUUGCAUAUUUCCCAGUGUGCCUUUUCGAGUGAAUUGUUAGUGACAAAGACAUGGUUGUUGCAUUCGUUCAUUUUCAGUCCUGUGACCUUCACCAAAUUAAAAUUAAACAAUACAUUUUCGUAUAUCACAAGGUCUUACUAACAGAGUGGCCUGGAACUCCUGGUUUAAAGGCCACAUCAAGCUUGCAUUCACAUUAUGCUGGCUUGCAAGGUAAUAUCAUUCCUAUUGGAAUCUAGCCAGAGUGUGGAUAUCCAAGCGUUAAAAUGUUUGAUCACCUGCAUUCAGAAUGACUGUAAGGGUUUGGAAAGUUGAUAGAUGAGACUACCUGAAACAACCAUUGCAGUAACAGGUAUAAUAAAUCUAACUAACAGAUUGAGUUAGUUUAGAAAAAGUAAUGUUAUUUAUCUUUGAGUAGCAUAAGAUUAAUUGAUCAAUCAAUGUACAUGUAAAAACACAGAUAUUGAAAAAAAUUACCUGCAAUAGAGCUUGCUGGGAAAUAUGAUAAUGAUGGGCGUGGUUUUAAGUGUUUUACUCUACACAGAAUAAAAUGACGUAAUCACACUCAAAUCUGGUUAUUAUCACCAACACUGGAGUUCUUUUACACUACUGAGUGUUCAUUUAAAUCCUGAACCAACACUAGAAAUGUUCCACAAAAAAAUUAUCACUAGGUAACACUGACCAAUUUGCUGUGUGUAAAUAGUGCACAUUAUGUGAUUUUCUCUGUUUCUUUUGUCAUUGGUCAUGUUCUUUUAUUUGUCUUAUGGUAAAUCCCCAUGAAGUUUAGUAUUGUAGAAUCAACUGUUUGUUCAUGUGAUGCUAUAAAAACAGGUGCCUUGAAGAAUA